This is a messenger RNA of Halichondria panicea, 2371 nucleotides long. Its product is annotated as serine/arginine repetitive matrix protein 2-like. The transcript is spliced from 4 exons. Lineage: Eukaryota; Metazoa; Porifera; Demospongiae; Suberitida; Halichondriidae. Gene Ontology annotation, molecular function: mRNA binding. Bases 150 to 2162 code for a protein of 670 amino acids. The record is from RefSeq and is a predicted model, not a curated record.
AAUUAUAAUUUUGUGGUCACAUGACAAUUACAAGUGGGCCAUGUGCAAAGUAAAAAACUGGGGCGAAGCAUUUGCAUUGAUAAAAAAGCAGGAGUACUCCUGAUAAAAGUGAGGUGCAUUGAUUGGGUGUGCAGCCAGGGAUCAAAGCAAUGACUGUUCCGAGGGUGCACAUAAAAGGGUUGGGGGAAAGUGGAGACAAGGAAGAAAUUAGAGAUUUGUUCGGCAAGUUCGGUCCCCUCAAGAACGUUUGGAUAGCAACUAAACCACCCGGAUUUGCGUAUGUUUUUUUCCAGACUUUCGAAGAUGCCGAGAAAGCUGUCGACUAUUACAAUGGUAAAAAGGUGUGUGGUAUGACAGUGAGAGUGGAGCUGUCACCAAUCGAGGACAAAAUGCGGUUCAGGCAACCUCUUCCGAGACGUUUAGAACCUGUCGAAAGAAAAAAAGAUGACGAAACAAGGUCAUUCAGCGAUGAAAGUGACAAGUAUUACGAUUCUGAUGAAGAUGCAAAGCGUGAUUACGAGCGAGAGAGACGACAUGAAAAAGGUGACUAUCGUGACAGGAACCCCAGAGAGGGCUAUCAAAGUAGGGGGAGACCCUAUCAACGUGGGGGAUCGAGAGGAUACUCCUCCAGCUAUCGUGGUCAGAGUGAUGAACGUAGGCACAGUUAUCCCGAUAGACGUGGCAGUUUUGGACGAGGACGGGGUUGGAGCGAUCAUCGAGACAGAUACGAGGACGGUUAUCGGCCUAGAGGACGAGGUCGCGGAGAUUACCAUGGUGGCAGCUUCAGGGGAAGGGGGCGUGACAGAGGAGGAGCUCCUGACAGGUAUUACAGUGGACAAGACCGUGGUGACCGUGGUGAUCGUGGUGGGGGAUUCAGACCGAGAGAAUUUCAUAGACAAGACCAGUACAGCAGCAGUGGUCGUGGCAGGAGUUACUACCAAGAAAAACCUUAUUUCGAACGCUCUAGAUCCAACUCUGGCCGUUACUCCCCACCUCCCCCCUCGAGACACCCCUCUGACUAUAGUCCCCACAAGAGGCGGCUAGGACCCCCUGUCGAUAGCGAGUAUGUAGCCAAGCAGUACCGGAUGAAACACGUGAAGAAUGGAAGAGGAGAAACUGAUUUUGGUGGGAGCAGUAGAAGUGGAGAGAGCAGACGUCAUGACAUGGAAUAUCGCCACAGUCGAAGAAUGACGAAGGAAGAAAUGUAUGAUCCCAGAGAAAGAGACUAUAUCCAAGAGAAGGACUCUCGCCAUCCACACCCGAGCAAGCGUCACGCUGAACACAGAUCUCAUCACAAAGAGUAUAUUGGCUCAAAGUACUGGAAAUCGGAAGAGUUACGAAGCCGUUCUCCUCUCUCGCCUUCCAAAGAGUAUGGAUCACCCCCUCGAAGAUAUCGCUACCCAGACGGCAGCCCUUCGUCGUCUCGAUCAAGAUCACGAUCUGUGUCUAGUCAGACCAGUGACACGAGCCGAGGUCCCAGUGCCAGCCCAAGCCCACCUCGUCACAAGAACCGCUAUCGCACUCCCUCUAGAUCGUUGAGUCGAUCUGCUUCUCCUCUGCCCGAAGUGUACGCAGGUGGCAAGUACUCACACCCACAAUCUCCGCAAGAAGAUGCUCGAUACCGUUCUCCUUCCCCUGAAUAUUUGGAAACCUCUAAAUUCUCCUCACCUCCCCCACCUCCUCCACCACCCCUACCGCCGUACGAUCGACGCUCCUCCCCUACGUAUGCCUCAAAUUCACCUGCUUAUGUGAUGUCUCCAAAGCAUGGUGAUCGAUUUGAGAGUGAGAAAGAAAUGGAAUAUGAGCGAGCUAAAAAACAGCACGAGUACAAGAAAAUGAAAAGAGAAGUGCGUGAUCGAGAUCGUGAUCGACAGAUUGUUUAUCAGGAAAAGCCCAACAAAAAUCGUUAUAUUGAGCUCGAUACUCGAACGAUUCAAGAACGCGAUGACAAAAGGCAGCACACUCGACCACUCAGUGAAUCGUUUGAUAUGAUUGGAUCGUCCCACAGCAGUGGGAACUCGUCCCCUCCUCCACAGCGAAGGCCCCAUGGUGAUUUGAAGAGGAAAAGGUCAUCUCACAAGGAAGACCGAUCGGAGGCCAUGCCGGGGAGACAGAUACGAAAGAAUUCUCCACUGUCUGAGAGGAUGAUGAAAGGACACUAAACUACAAGACUUGACCAUGUUUGGCGUAAAACCACUCAAGAUUUAACUUUAGAUAAUCUAAUCGUAUAUAUCCCCGUAACAAAACUUUACAUGUAUUGAAACUUAUAGUACUUUGGUCCUGUCUGUACAAUUAUACAUUUAUAUUAAUUGGGUUUGUUUUCUACUUUUUGUUGUUGAAAAAUCAGAAAAUUAAUUUUCAUAAAGUUUGA